This is a messenger RNA of Lingula anatina, 1139 nucleotides long. RefSeq lists its product as uncharacterized. The record is from RefSeq and is a predicted model, not a curated record. Lineage: Eukaryota; Metazoa; Brachiopoda; Lingulata; Lingulida; Lingulidae.
UUAUAGAAAAUAUACAUAUCAAACAUAGCUUUAUGACUCAAGGACGUCUACUGCAUACAGACAAGCGUUACCUUUCUUGACACGGAAAAGAGCAUGUGACCAUGUUUGAACAAUGAUAAGAAAAGUGAAUUUGCUGGUAAAUACCAGGUGUAUUGAUUCGAAUUGACAGACCAAAGGUAACAUCUAAAUAAAUGAACACGCCGGGAUUAUAAGUGGGUUGUGAAUUAUUUAUUUUCAAAAAAGUCUUAUACUGCAAAAGGACUGUCACUCCAAAACGCCAUUUGAUAAAACGAAGCAGUCCCGUUUCUGACGGUGAUGAAUUUUCAUGGUUGUCAUCACCAAUUUCGACGUCCACGUGAAUACGACGAGCCCCCGCUGCCAGCGUCGUCACAGUACUCGGACCAGUCCACGACCACUGACGGUCUGUACGCCUCCAUCAGACCUUCUAACAUCACCAAUGUAGGCCCGGCCUCGUUUGACGACUUCAGUGAGGAUGAUAAUAGUCACGAAGAGCAGCAUACAUCUCAUUUCCAUGGGAAACUAAAGCGGUUGCGUUUUUACCUCAUGGUGAUGUUCAUUAUGUGGUGUUUACAGAUGUUAGCCAUAGUUGUGGUGGGGGCUGUGAUUCACCUUCAUCGACAUGACGGCGGCAAAGCAUCUACCGGGGAAACGACCGCUCUUUUGAGCAAACCGAUAGACAUGAUUCAAAGCCUUGAUUUAGAGAACGAGUACGGUGGUCCGGCAAAUAUGUGUGCACCAGGCUCAGAUAUCAGGAACCAAAUAGGAAACUGCACCAUAUUUCAAGUAUUGAAAUGGCUCGUGGACAAUUCUGAAAAGAAAGAACAAGCAACUAUGGAAGAAGUGAAUAAAUCCAACAGCACUGUUGAUUCACUGAAUAAAGUGUUGAAUGGUUUGUUGGGAAAUAUUUCGAGUUUGGCCACACACAGUCACCUGCAAGAGAGAGGGAUGGACAACAUCACGCGGAAACUGAAUAACUUGGCAAGGGAGUUAUAUGAUGUCCAAACAUCCCGAAACAGUGACGCCCCAUUGACAUUAGCACACCUAAGAGGCGAGGUCGAAAACAACACUCUUACAUGGAAAGAAGAUGUGGAAUUAAUUCUCAAGGGGGACGUCCGAUA